Messenger RNA from Westerdykella ornata, 679 nucleotides. RefSeq names its product L30e-like protein. The record is from RefSeq and is a predicted model, not a curated record. NCBI's taxonomy places the organism in Eukaryota, Fungi, Ascomycota, Dothideomycetes, Pleosporales, Sporormiaceae. The transcript is spliced from 4 exons. Gene Ontology annotation, molecular function: RNA binding. Gene Ontology annotation, biological process: ribosome biogenesis; maturation of SSU-rRNA; mRNA splicing, via spliceosome. Bases 139 to 516 code for a protein of 125 amino acids. Gene Ontology annotation, cellular component: nucleolus; U4/U6 x U5 tri-snRNP complex; precatalytic spliceosome.
CAAAAAAAGUCUCAAAGGCGCGAAUAACCAAACCCGCACCACCACAACACCUUGAAUCUAAUAUCGGGCGAGCGUACGCAGUGAACCCUUACGGGCGAGCCGAGCAGUGAACCCAUAUCAGUAGAAUCCUAUACCGCAAUGUCUAACGAGUCGGCUGCGUGGCCGGUUGCGGACCAGGCCCUUACCCAGGAGAUCUUGGAUCUUGUCCAGCAAGCGACCCACUACAAACAAAUCAAGAAAGGUGCCAACGAGGCUACGAAGACCCUGAACCGUGGUAUCGCGGAGAUCGUCAUCCUGGCAGCGGAUACCUCACCUCUGGCCAUCCUCCUUCAUCUACCGCUUCUUUCCGAGGACAAGAACGUGCCGUACGUCUAUGUUCCCUCAAAGAUGGCGCUUGGUCGUGCCUGUGGCGUUGCUCGCCCGGUGAUUGCAGCAAGCAUUACGACGAACGAGGCAUCCGCUCUGGUCAACCAGAUCAACGCUCUGAAGGACAAGGUAGAGAGGCUGCAGAUCUAAGGAUCAAACGUAUAUGGUUCCCUUUUGUUUGAUGUUAAAGAUGUAAUCAUGGUCCCUACCGGACUUGCAUGGACAUAUGGGACGCGGGUAAACUGUGACUACAGUCAAAUACGAGGCAAUCAAUAUGACCACAUCUAUACGCGCUAUCUAGUGGCCUUCAGUU